Molecule: messenger RNA, 1113 nt
Organism: Hypoxylon fragiforme
Lineage: Eukaryota; Fungi; Ascomycota; Sordariomycetes; Xylariales; Hypoxylaceae
Exons: 2
Coding region: 201-911 (236 amino acids)
Source: RefSeq, a predicted model, not a curated record
CCCAUUUUCAGCAUAGGUGCCAGUCAAACCAGCUCUAUUCCCAACCCUUCUCUGGACGUUUCUGAUGUUUUAACUCAAUGCCGUUUGGCAACCUCGUUACCCACGUUGAUAUUCCUACGUCUCCGGUUACAUUGUCAUGGCCUAGAAUGAUUGAAUGAAAUACAGUUUGUGAUAUCGUCAUUAUUAACAUAGCAGCUACUAUGGCGCCCAAUCGAAAGCCCAAAGUCGCGAAUAGUGCCAACGCUCGGAGGCGGGCCACCCUUGGACCUGUCUCCAGUCAAGGUAUUGUUUCACGUAAUACCGUAUCUCAGCGAAGCUCGAUGCGGCGAGCAAUCCGAGAGAGUCGCAUUGGUCAUGCUGCUGUUCUCGCCACUGGUCGUGAUCUAUUAACAACUCCGCCAAUUACGCCAUCUGUUUCUGUUGACAAGAAGUCGAUGCCAUCGCCAACCACGGCACGCACGCAGUCCAGCACGUCGUCUACAUCUAUACCGAGAACCCCUCCCGACCGGAUUGGUCUCAUUGCCUCGACCACCACUCCACCACCAGCCCCCAAUCCUCGGGCACGUCAGGUGGGGCGGCGGCCGCGACAAAUCGCGGAAUUUAUGGACGCUGGGCAUAGUUCUCACAAUGGUCGUGAAGUCGAUGUUAGUCGUGCGCAAAUGGUAGCCAGUGAGGCACAGGACAGCGGCAUUUUCACCGGACGCCCAGGCUGGUAUCGCAUUCGGUCAAUCAUCGCCGAAGCCCAUGCACAUGACAACCGACUCCUCUAUUUAGUCGAUUGGACAGGGUACGAUUACCGAACCGGCAUGGCAUGGCCGAGUUCUUGGAUUGACGCCCGAUACGUCACGACGGCUGCCAUCAACGAAUGGCAGAGAGUCACGGCAUUCCAACCCUCAACCGGCAAUUCCUAAGAAACGCAAACGGCUGAACUCGAAUACGCAUUAUGAUAGAGGUGGAAACACAGACCUGAAGGUUAACUUAGCUUCUUGUAUUAUUCACAAGAAACAAUUUUCAGAUCAGCUGCAAUGCCUACCUAGGUAGGUAUAUGUAAUGAUAAUGAUCUUUUAAAACUUCGUUUGCCUAUCUAGGUAGGCACCUAGUGGGAUUCGAGCC